AAAGCCCCCAUCGGGGACGGGGAGCAGCAGGCACCCUGAGAAGAGCCCAGAGCAGCGCUGCCAGAGCUGUGGGAGAGAGGCCAUGGAGCAGUACUUCUCAGCCACCCAGAAGAUGGAGCAGGAGGUGAUGUUCCCCAGCUUGCUCCGAGGGGUCUUCCCGCAAGAGGAGGGGGCGGCCCCGGCCGCAGGCAGCCACACAGACCUCUAUGAGCGCUACCAGCUGCUCAAGUCCAUCAAGCCCAUGGUGGAGAAAGGCCUGGCCUCUGUCAACGCCCAGAGCCCCACCGGUGCCGACAGCGACACGGACACAUCCUCGGACGGCAACGAGGCUGUGGAUGCCCAGCUGGAGGAGCGCCUGUCCCACCACCUGACGGGCUUGCAGCAGGUCCUCACCCACCUCACCAGGGACACCAACGCCCUCACCCGGAGGUACAGCCAGAUCCUGGAGCAGAUCAACCUCAGCGAGGGGCAGCCCAGCUGGUGAUCCUGUCCUGGCCACCAGGCAGAGACUCCAGGGGUUCAAGAUCUGUGGACCCAGGGUUGGUGGACUAUAUGUCUGCCGG
Molecule: messenger RNA, 563 nt
Organism: Pipra filicauda (Wire-tailed manakin)
Lineage: Eukaryota; Metazoa; Chordata; Aves; Passeriformes; Pipridae
Product: mid1-interacting protein 1-B-like
Exons: 2
Coding region: 83-484 (133 amino acids)
Biological process (GO): regulation of lipid biosynthetic process
Cellular component (GO): cytosol
Source: RefSeq, a predicted model, not a curated record